Molecule: messenger RNA, 558 nt
Organism: Penicillium salamii
Lineage: Eukaryota; Fungi; Ascomycota; Eurotiomycetes; Eurotiales; Aspergillaceae
Source: the annotation of a GenBank genome assembly
AUGUCGAACGAGCCGUUUUACGUACGAUACUACUCAGGUCACUCUGGGCGGUUUGGACAUGAGUUCCUAGAAUUUGAUCUUCGCUCUAUCUCCGAAGGUAGUAGUGCCGCCGUACGAUAUGCCAAUAACUCGAACUACCGCAACGAUUCCCUCAUCCGCAAAGAGAUGUGCGUGAGCGACGCGAUGGUACAGGAAGUGAAGCGCAUCAUCAAGGAUAGCGAAAUCCUCAAGGAGGACGACUCCAAGUGGCCCCAGAAGAACAAGGACGGGCGCCAGGAGCUCGAGAUCCGGAUCGGAAAUGAGCACAUUUCCUUUGAGACCGCGAAGAUCGGCUCGCUGGUCGAUGUGACAGAAUCAGAUGAUCCCGAGGGAUUGCGAGUCUUCUACUAUCUCGUGCAGGACUUGAAGGCCCUUGUUUUCUCACUCAUCUCCCUUCACUUCAAGGUACCUCCAAUCCCUCUCGUCAUACCUAGGCCACCUUUUAAUGUUUUCUGCUUUACAGAUCAAACCAAUCUAGUGGUGUCGCGCGCACAACUAAAAUUGAAAAAGAUGGGGUGA